CCAAUUUCAUCGUGUUUCCUGAUCCUUUUUGGACAUGAUAGGAUGGUGAGUAUUCUAUCAGUUGUAUAACCAAACUGAAAGUAUCUUUGCUUGUGAUCCUGGCUUCCAGCUUAACAUUCCUUUCGCGCGGGGAUAUAUAUAUAUAUAUAGAUUUAAUUAGGCAGUAUUUAUUUAUCCCUCAAGUAAGAGCGAAAAUUGAAUCAUGCAGACGAGUUAUGGUGUUAAAUUUGGUAAGAAUUUGAUGUGUUUAUUCAUAUACGGUGUGGGUGGGCUUUCAAAAAGUAAUCGACGGCGGGGGUGAUUGAUUUCGUUUGAUUUUCGUUGGCGUCUUCAGGGGUAUGGUUCGCGCAGCAUCAGUUGGUUUUGCCCUUAAUGGUCCUCACAGGAUUGGGGCUUGGAAUCGGAACUGUAAUUUUUCCAUACUUGCGCCUGAAAAAGAAGGAGGUGAGGGGUGAUGAUGGCUACACAGAGGAAGACCUAAUAAGUGCAAUGCCAAAUGAUAUAUUGUGCUCCAUCCUCUCACGACUGGAUACAAAAGAUGUGGUUAGGACUAGCAUAUUGUGUAGCAGAUGGAGCAACCUCUAUCUUUCUCUGCCUGAUUAUUCUUUUAGCUGCCGAUGCUCGUUCAAGGUUCCUUUCUUUGGCCAGUGUAGUUGUACAGCUGAGUACAAGAAGAAAUUUCUGACCCUCUUGGAUCGGUUUUUUCGAAUCCCUAGAGGAGCUGGCUGUGAAAAGAUUAAAUCUUUCAGUUUGUCGUUGUGUGUGAUGAGAGAAUUCAAGGGUCACAUUGAGCGUUGGGUGCGUCACAUUGGUGGAUUGGGUGUGGAAGAACUUGCACUCAGGUUGUGUUGUCAAGAGGGUACAGAACAUAUCACAUUUCCGCUUCAGAAGCUUUUAUGCGAAGCAGCAGCAGCACCGAUGCUCAAAUCUCUGCAUUUGGUCGCAUGCACCCUGGAACCCUUCAAUCCCCAAUGGCCUUUCAAAUCUCUAACAUCUCUAAGGUUGGGUUAUAUCAAAUCAGUUGAUGUGCAGGGCAUAUUGUCCUCAUGUCCGGAACUUGAAUCUCUAACAUUGGAGUACUGCUGUCUUCCUCAUAAGGUGUUCAUUGGCGGAGGGAAACAACUGAAGUUGAAAUCAUUAACCAUUUAUGGGUGUUAUGGGGGGGUCGAGGAUAUAUCCUUGUAUGCUGAAAACCUUGUAAUCUUGGAAGUUGAGUUGCAUAUAGAUUCAGCAACGAAGUUUUCUCACCCUACCAAUGCCCCCAAGCUCCAGCAUGUCAGCAUCACGGUAAUGCGCUUCAAUGAUAUGCAUGACAUCAUUAUCUGGGUAGGAAAGGAUUGUCCUCAGGUUGAAUCUCUUUAUCUUGAUUUGUGGUUGGGAAACCGCACUUGGUCAUAUACUUUGCCACACGAGGUGCCCACAUUUGAACGUAUGAGGCAGCUUUACAUACAAAUGGAGUUCAAUGAGUUGUUUGAUGUGUCCCAAGUUGCUGCUUUAAUCACUGGCUGUCCACUGCUUCACAGAUUGCAUUUAGUGGGAAGGGGGAGAAAAGGAGACUAUUUUUUUAUUGGAGAUGGAGUUCCUCUCAGAAAUCAUCAUCUUCAUCUUCAUCUUAAAGAAGUAGAAUUUGGUGGGUUCCUUGGUUUGGAGAAUGAAGUUGAUUUGGUAUCAUAUAUCCUGAAAAGUGCUUUGGCUCUUGAGAGGAUGGUGUUAAGCAGGGAUUAUAGGUGGUAUACUGGUGCUAGUGGAGGAGGAAGGUGGGAGGAGAGAAAAGAUUACAGAGGGCCUACUUGGUCGGAAAAUCCACCAUAUACUGUAACAUUUGAUCACAGCAAAUUAGAAACAAUCCAUCAGCAAUUGAGGGGGAAGGCUGUAUCUCCAACAGCACAAGUGAUUGUCAUUUAGGAUGUGUUCCUUUGUGCUCCAUCCAUUUUUCCCUUCUAAGUUGUUCAGUUUUAGUUUUAGAUUUUUAAUUGUUUGAUUUGUCUACUACUACUAUUUUUAUUACUUCUUGUACUAUUAUUAUUAUUAUUAUUAUUAUUAUUAUUAUUAUUUAAUGAAGUGAUAGUCAUUCUUUAUUUUAAUUUAUGGUGUAAUACAUAUUAUGGAAUAUUAAUGCGAGUGUAAGACACAUUUUUUAUAAGAACAUAGAAAUACUUGUCCUAUACUGUUGUACAUAAUAAAAGCAC
Molecule: messenger RNA, 2189 nt
Organism: Cuscuta epithymum
Lineage: Eukaryota; Viridiplantae; Streptophyta; Magnoliopsida; Solanales; Convolvulaceae
Source: the annotation of a GenBank genome assembly